Molecule: messenger RNA, 1275 nt
Organism: Maudiozyma barnettii
Lineage: Eukaryota; Fungi; Ascomycota; Saccharomycetes; Saccharomycetales; Saccharomycetaceae
Gene: GID8
Product: glucose-induced degradation complex subunit GID8
Exons: 1
Coding region: 1-1275 (424 amino acids)
Source: RefSeq, a predicted model, not a curated record
AUGAGUCCAAAAUACUAUACAGGAAAAACAUACACUCCUGAUAGUUGGAAAGAAAAAGUAACUAGAGAUAAACAGUUGGUUCCAGGAGCAGUUCAAGACACGGAGGUUGCUGUUCCAAGGUUACUAUUGAACUAUUUCAUCAUUAAUGCUUAUGAGGACGCCAGUUGUAGGAUGGCCAAAGGAUUGGGCUAUAUUUCGAAUAACAAAGAUUUAUUACAAUUUAAUUCAUUGUUUAAGAUAACUGAACGUGCUACAAUUGUACAUUUGGUUAAAUUAGGGCAAAUUUCUAAAGCUAUGGAGAUAAUUAAUUCUAAUUUUGGUUUAGAAAUUUUACAAAAUGAAAAUCCACAGUAUAGUCCUCCUGGAUCAGCAGGUAAUGAUGAUUAUGAUAACACUACUCAAGGAGAUAAUAAUAUUUUUACUCAUAAUCCAUUAGGUGAAAGGGUGGAUUUUGAAGAGGACGAUGAUUUACAUUAUAAAUUAUUGUUGUUAAAUCUUAUAGAGAUGAUAAGGAAUAACAAAAAAAAACAAGGAAAUGAAGUUGAUAAAGAGUUCAUUAUAAAUUUGAUAAAUUAUUCAAAGGAUAAGUUAGCUCCAAAGGCUUUAAAAAAUAAAUCGCAUAUGAAACAACUAGAACUUAUAAUGACUUUACUUUUAAUACCUCCAGAUUUAGAUAUAGAACUUCCUUGCAAUUUAAAUAAAUUAUAUUCUCUUUCAUUGAGAUCAAAAGUUGCCACUUUGAUUAAUCAAAAAUUACUGAAAUCAAUAUACCCUGAUAUCACAAACCAAACAAAAUUCCCCAAUGUAUUACAAUCUCCUGAAACCUUAGAUAUUCUUGAUUUUAAAUUAUCCAAUUUUAAAUCAAUUUUAAGGACGAAUGUUAAAUCGCAAGAUUUACAGAAGAGCGCAACAGCUUCAAAUUCAUCUUCUUCGUCAACCAAUCCAACAUCGACGGCUUUUUCUGGUACCUCAUUAGAUAAUCCAACUUCUACACUGACAUCGAUUCCAAUAUCUGGAAGUAAUGAUGGUUCGUUACGAACACAUGCUAGUUCUGAUAGAUCUUUGCAAAAUUCUUUAACAACAUCAAAGGAUAAUAACCUAAUGAAGAAUAUGCUAUCUAAUAAUGAAGACCCAUUAAAUAAUCGAGACACAAUAGUUAUACCUGACCUGCAAUUUGACUCUAAAUUAUCCCAAAUUAUUAAAUUAUGGGCUUGGUGUGAAAACGAAUUACAUACUAAUAAUAUCGGUGUACCAAGGAUACAAAAUAAAGCUUAA